This is a messenger RNA of Drosophila teissieri, 921 nucleotides long. Its product is annotated as pollen-specific leucine-rich repeat extensin-like protein 3. The record is from RefSeq and is a predicted model, not a curated record. NCBI's taxonomy places the organism in Eukaryota, Metazoa, Arthropoda, Insecta, Diptera, Drosophilidae. The transcript is spliced from 2 exons. Bases 73 to 873 code for a protein of 266 amino acids.
GAAAUAUGCAUAGAACUAAUUUACUUAAGUAUCCAUGUGUCAAAAAUUGUUGAGUUCGGAAAGUCUAUCGAAAUGUACGGAAAGUUUCGGCUCUUACUGCUUAUGAUAUGUCUUUUGUGGGCGCAGCUAUGUAGGACGCAGGAUCACCUCAAGCUUAAGAAACUAACCUCAGAUCUGGUAAAUGCCAUUGCGGAGGCUAAUUCUGGAAGGAAAUAUGGAGCCGAGUGGGUUCCGUCGCUGGGCCAAGCUCUUGAAGAGGUACAUAUAACAUCAUCCAGACGAUGUUUUUUAUUCGACAUACUGGCCCACAAAGUGAACAAACUCUGCCCGAAGCCUCCGGAAUACUAUCCUCCGCCCUCGUACACCCGACCGAAACCGCCACCGCCACCGCCGAAACCACCACCGCCUCCUCCGUCUCCAUCAGAGGUAACCAGUACAACAGCAUCAUUUCAGCCUCCGGUACACAUAUCGGACGGUCUGGAGUACCCUGAUGGCUCUUAUUUUCCCUGGUGCUAUAUGCCUUACUGCCCAACGAUUUGUCAUCCACCCUACUGUUAUCCCUGCAGAUCGCCACACUGCGAUCCCAAAUGCGUGCCGCCAGAUUGCUAUCCACCAUGCAAAGAACCGGGCUGUAGGCUCCCACCGACCUGCUGGCCACCUUAUUGCCCGAGUCCCUGCACUUCUCCAAAAUGUAUUCCCGGAAACAUAGAAGGCAGGAUGGCAAGCUGCGUGCCACCCUACUGUCCACCGCCCAUGAAUUGCCAGAAGCCCUACUGCCCAAAGAUUUAUAAACCUGUGGCGGCCAGAUCGCUUUUCAAGUUCGGAGCAUGUCCCAUGCGUGACAUAGUCUCCAGAUCCAAGCGGCGGGGAUAAUAGGCCAAACUGAAUAAACCACGAGUGGAUGAAUGAAACCAACGAAAA